UUCUAUAUUGGUCAUAUUUCUCAACGUUGGUACACUAAUUUGACAGUAGAUUCAACACUUGCAAAUAAGUCUACAAUUGUAUCAAUUUUAAAUGAAGAUUAUAGUACAUUAGAGAACAAUGAACAAAUUAAAUUUUCGCAUCUAGAAAGAUUCAGAAUAAUGAAAAAAGCACUUACCUUAGCUAUUUCUAUAGGCAGAGUAGAAGAGUUUUAUGAAAUGCAUUCGAGUCUUGUUAAUGAAAUGGAAAAUGAAAUUGCAAAAAAUAAGCAUCAAACAAUAGAACAAGGUGAUGAUUUAAGUAAAUUUGCACAUACUAUCAGUAACCCAAUUGGCAUCAAAAUGAAAAGACGAAAAUCAAAGAGAGAAAAAGCUUUCAAUAAUAUUACGAAUAUUAAAGAUCAAAGAAAGAAAAAAAAAAGAUCUGCAGAUAGCGAUAAUGAAGAUCUGAUUAUUAA
Messenger RNA from Racocetra fulgida, 455 nucleotides. NCBI's taxonomy places the organism in Eukaryota, Fungi, Glomeromycota, Glomeromycetes, Diversisporales, Gigasporaceae. The record is from the annotation of a GenBank genome assembly.